UGGGGCACUCCAACCUUUUCUGGGCAGCGUGUGCCAGGACCUCACAUCCCUCUGUGUGAAGGAACAUGGUGGCGUAUUCCUGAGGAAACAGUGAAAACAGAGAACACAAACUUUUAGUGAGAUAGGCCAUUGGAGUUACUGGGAUAAAGCCAAUGUAUACAAACAAAACUAUAUUUCCUCUGUAGUUCAGAAACCCUGAAAUACCUUUCAGCUACUUACUGAAGAACUUCUUUUGGUAACUGUGACAACUGUCUGUGACUUGCAGAUACAAGCACUGUGUUCUGACAUCCUGGCAACUUCAGCUAUAGCCCUGCUGUGCAUUUGUUAGCUGUAAGCCAUUGGAGGUGUGUAAGCUUAUUCAUCUGGCAAUUACAGGAUUGUAGACAACACAAGAGGUUUUUCAGGAGUCCGCUGAAACUCUCAGAACAAGACUAAGGUUAUUGACCCGAACCUUUCAAGACCUGCAGCACAAAAGAAAAGCUCUACAAAAAGAGACACCUUCAGAGCAAAAAUGAGCUUUGAGAGAGCCUACAAUGCCUUUAACAUCAGCAAUAGCACAGAUCUAGCUAUUGGAUUUACCUCUUCCACAGUAGCUGUUCUUCUAUUUGGGACAAAUUUUGUGCCAGUUAAAAAAUAUGAUACUGGUGACGGAAUGUUCUUCCAAUGGAUUCUCUGUGCUUCCAUAUGGAUAGUUUCUUUGGUGGUCAAUUUAAUCCAGAAUUGCCCCCGCUUUUGGCCUUUGGCUAUGGUAGGAGGCUUCCUGUGGGCUACAGGCAACAUCACAGUUGUUCCUAUUAUUAAAACCAUAGGCUUAGCUCUUGGUCUUUUGAUAUGGGCUUCUUUCAAUUUGCUGACAGGCUGGGCAAGUUCCAGGUUUGGAUGGUUUGGAAUUGACCCAGAAGAGGUAGCGAGACCAGUCUUAAAUUAUAUUGGAGCCGGACUUUCGCUGUUAAGUGCUGUCAUAUUUUUUUUUAUCAAAACUGAAGUCCAAACAUCUUCAGCUUCAUUAGAAAGCACACCAUUACUGAGAGAAUCUUCUGUUAAUGCUUCUGAAGACACGUCUGAUGUCUCAUGGGUGACCAAUCUUUCUCCAGUAAAAAAAAGAUUUGUAGGAUGUAGCCUAGCUGUCGUAGCUGGAGUACUCUACGGUUCCAGUUUUGUACCAGUACUUUAUAUCAAGGACCAUGGAAGAAGAAAUGGAACGAUAUAUGCAAGAGCAAGUCAAUUUGACUUAGAUUAUGUUUUUGCACACUUCAGUGGAAUAUUUCUUACAAGUACCAUCUACUUUUUGAUCUACUGUGCGGUCAGGAAAAACAAACCUAAUGUUUAUCCCCAAGCCAUACUACCAGGGUUUGUUUCUGGUUUGCUUUGGGCUGUAGCCAAUUGCUGCUGGUUCAUCGCCAAUCACUAUCUCAGUGCUGUGGUCAGCUUUCCAAUAAUUACUGCAGGUCCUGGCCUUAUUGCUGCAAUGUGGGGAGUCCUUGUAUUUAAAGAAAUCAAGGGCCUGAAAAACUACGUAUUACUCUCAGUAGCAUUUUGCAUCAUUUUGGCUGGAUCGCUCUCCACAGCUUUUUCUAAAGUUUGAAGAUCUUCUUACCAGUAGAUGGUGCUGCUGUCUUGUAUAAUCAAAAGCACAGCUGUGUGUGUCAACGACUAUUUGCAAAAUGCAUGUCCAACAUUUAGCAUAACUUUUUUUCAGGGAAGUUAAGAAAAAAAAAAAAGAAAACCUUUAGCAGGAAUGUCUGGAAUGUCUUGUGUCAGUAUGUCUGGAAAUACUUGUGUUUUGGAACAUAAGAUUCAAAGAUGUGAAACUUGUUUCUUAUUUAGAGGCAUUAUUCUUUAAAGAUAACAAUUCAUAUAAAAAUAUUCCAGUCAUUGCAGAUUGGAAGUUUUGAAGGAAAUGCAGAAAGAAAAAAAGAAGGUACUGAAAAAUAAACUAGUGCUUGCUGCUACUGUCUUUGUUUAAAUGCCAUAACAUUAUGUAGAAAUCAUGACCAUGGUUAAUUGUUGGGGUUUUUACUGAGCUCUUGUUGAGUGGACUAAAUCUGUCUAGAAAAGUGCAACACUCAGACUGCAGUCUUAAGGGGAAAAAAAAACAAAACAAGAAGAGCAGCAGUAUGGCUAUGUUUUCCAUCUACUUUAUAAGCUCUACUCAUAGCAUGUUGAGAUUACAUUGUAAUUUCAUUCAAGUUUUAGUCUGGAAAAAUCACAGAAUGGAUUGGGUUGGAAGGAACCUUAAAAAUUAUCUGGUUCCCCCUGCUGUGUAAUCUAUCCCCAGCUGUGCUAGGAAUAAACAAGCAGCAUUGCUUGAACUAGGGGACGUAGUUUACCUCUAACCUUGACCACCUGUUUCCCAUCUUCACUACAUGAAGUAGUGCUGUAGGCCCUGUCUGUUUCUAUAGUUUCCUCUUUUGUUUGGUGCUGUGAGUAUCCUGAGUGGAGGUGUCUUGUGUUCAGAGUUUUGCUCUGUCUUGAGGGAUGCUCAUAAGUUCAUGUGUGGUGUGGGCCCAGUAUUUUUCUACCAGAUUGGAUUGUAGGAAACAUUUGAAUCUACUAGGGCAGGAGCAACUUUGCACUUCCUCAUUUCUGCAAAGCAUUAUUUGGCUUUCUGGAACAAACCCACAUGCAAUUUUGUACAGUCUUCCAGUCUGUAUUGUAAAGCUAUGAGACGUGACAACUUAAUUGCUUAUUGUUAGGGCAGCAAUUACAAUUCUUGUUUGGGAAGACUCAAAUAUUGGCUUUGUUAAAUGUUUUUUAGCACAUUUCCUAUUUGAUUUGCCUUUUUGCCUUGCAAAUGGGAAAAUAAAAAAAAAAUGAACAAACCACCAUCUCUUUGCAGCUCUUAUCUAUUAAAAAGCCGUUAUGGUAAUGCAUCAGGAGGUUUGGUUUAAACAUGUAUUUAUUCCAAACUAUCUUUUCAAGGUGGUCACGUGGAAUAUUAUGAAGAUAUCAGUAUUCCACUGAUUUCUGAGAUGCUCCUGAAGUUUGGAAUAUGAAAUACAGCUUUAAUGUUUAAAUGCUGAACCCACAGAGUUCUGUUUAUAGAGCUGUUUAUACACAACAGCCUGACAGCAAAUGUUUAAUGAGAGAAUAUUCUGCAGCUGAUCUAAUUGACCAUGGCUCUGCUUAUAUCAGCAAAGCUCUGUGUUUUUGUAUCAGUCAAACAACUGAAUGGAAUAUUUCUUUUCACUGUUGUUGCUUAAUUUUUUCUAUGUGUAAUUGAAAGAAAAAUCAAGUAGGAUCAAGAUGGGAAAAUGACACUUCUUGAAGAAAGUUAUAAUGUCGUAUACAUGUCUGGGACUGUUUAAUAAUGUGUAAGAAUAUAUUUGAGCUUGUUACAAGAAUUUUUCUCUGGUGAUCCUUAAAAGCAUACUAAUCCUUCAGGUACAGGUUGACAGGGAGUUUCCAAAUUAGACUUUUGUAUGGGUGUGGUGUUUGCAACAAGGGUAUUCAGCAUCACCUGUUUAGAGUUCUCACACCUCGUUAUUCCUUCCCUGUAUUCAUUAUCAAUUUGCUUUCCUAGGCUUGCUGCUCUUCUUCCAUAAUUCUUUUUAUUCCUUCAUAUUCUUUGUAAAAAUUAUUAAUAUCUAGAAAAAUAAAUACAUUCACUCCCAUGUUCUUUAAAGCAGCUAGUGAAAUGCAUUUACUAUCUCUAUAUAUGUUUCUGUGUUUUAUCUACAUUAGAAGUUUCUUUUUCAAUCACAAUUCAAGGUUGACUAAAUAUCAGUUCAACAGUCUGACCUGAUCCCUGUGCAUUUUCGCAUCUGGAAUGAAAAUAAAAUGAUAGUCAAACAAUGCAUGCUAGCAAUGAAUGUUGUUUUUUAUGUUGACCCCUUGCUUUCAAAAAGAAAUUUAAUGUAGUAUUCCAGGAUUAUGCAAUGACAGAUGGAUUCUACUUCAACAAAAUAUAUAAUCUUUGUAGCAAGUGACUGUGAAGUGCAGUAUUUUAGCUGAGGAGAUGUUUCUCAUGUUCUUGAUGCUUACCACAAAAUGUGUCUUAAAAAUCUAAAAGACUUCUUCACUUGAAAGGCUGAAGAUUUGUGCUGCUUACUGCACCAAAGGGCCCGUUUGCAAGAGCAACCUGACGUUUUGCAUUUGUGGACCAAGGGAAAAUGGUGGCCUCUAACAGAUGACUAAUUUUUCCUUAUUGACAGAGGGGAGGGGACACUUGUUCAGGAGUUGCACAGCAAAAACUGCUCCCAGCAGUCCUACACAUCUGAGCUUUGAUCCUGGACAAGGAAGAACCUCAGGAAUGCAAAGGCCACAGGCUCCAGGAUGCUUUGACUGUGGUUUCCAGUUGCUUUUGUGUGCAAUUGCAAGGCUGGAAUUUGUUGUGUAAAACCCUAUCAGAGUUUGUAUCCUCAAAGCAUACUGUGCCAUCAAGCUCAAAGGAACAGUUCAGGCUGCUGGCUUGUGGUGAGUCCCUGGAGAUAUAUUUGCAAAGAGUAUGUGUGCCCUCAUCUUUAACUCCUGUUUCACAUGUUUGUGUCUAGCAUUUUUAAGUGCAGUAGUUGAAAUUUAGUUCUUAAAUCCCUAAAAAAGCUACUAUUUAUAGGUAACCAAAGCUACGUGAAACAAAAAAUGUUUGAAUAUUUUUAGAGAUUGGCAGCAUUUUAUAUUAUGUUUAUAAUACGAGCAAAAAACAUUGAAAAAUUCUAAGUUAAGCACUUGCAACUUGCAGUUCUAGCAACAUAGACAGCAUUUUCUUGCCUUUUGUGAGGCUAUUCACCCUUAACACGUAUUGUGCUUUUCCAGCUUUUGCAGACAUGGAAGUGAAGUGAUUGCCUUCUGUUUUUCCUUCUCCACUGAUUGCACUUACUGUACUUCAGUGCCCGUUGUAUUCUUGUAACCUGGUGAGCAACGGUUGAUUUGGUGAAGCGAGGGUAUGUAUGUGUGUCCAUUUACACACGUACAAUCACACUUGUUUUUUUUGUGGUAUCAAUCCAUUUUAUUCUUUAGUACAUCAUACCUUUUAUAUUAAAUCUCUUUGGCAACUGCCAGUUUUUCCUGAUUGGCUGUACCUAUUUUGGUGAAGUAAGUUUUAGCAUCAAGAAAGACCUGAUCUUAAUAGACUUCCACCAUUUAAUUGGGCUUUCACUUGCGUUUCUCAUAACGUGGUUUGUGUCAGUUUUAGAUGCUGUCACAGCUCAGCUGUUUGCUACUAACAGACAUCUCAUAUAUCAACUUUUGUGAGUUUUUAUGUCCUUAUGGGCAGAAAAAUCAGCUACUUAUGUCACUGUUAAAAUGCCUCUUGAGGAGCUUCUGGCCCCUUGGUGUAGCACAUCGAGAAGACUGUAUCCUUGCUACUUUGCAUCUAAUUGUAGUUACAGAACUAAAUCUUUCCUAAAUCUAACCUGUUUUUCUUGUUGCUUUCCUUUCAUAAGAAAAUUAGCUCUAAUUUUUAAUUGAAGAUAGAUGCUUUGCAAAUGUAAAAUUUCAUUGUUUUGGUAACCUUGGAAAUCUGUUUAUUGUCUGUGUCAUUUAGUCUAAUUUUCUUGCCCUUAUGGGAAAGCUGCUGCUUCUGCAAGCUGGUUUCGCUAUUAAGCGGAGCAGAGUGAAAGGACCUGCCCAGGAGAUUCGGUUCCUAGGUGUAAAGUGGCAAGAUGGGUGUUGUCACGUCCCGGCAGAUGUUAUCAACAAAAUCACUGCUGUGUCUCCACUCUCUAGCAAGAGAGGCAAUCUUUUCUGGGGGUGUAGUGGCCUUUUGGAGAAUGCAUGUUCCAAAUGAUAGUCUUAUUCUUAGCGCCCUUUCUCAGGUGAUGUGGAAGAAGAAUAAUUUUUCAUGGGGCCCUGAGCAGCAGCAGGCUUUUGAGUGAAUCAAACAGGAGAUAACCUGUGCUGUGGCCCUGGGGCUGGUGUGGAUGGGACAGGGCAUAAAGAACAUCCUCUACACUGCUGCUGGAGAGAAAGGUCCCACUUGGAGUCUGAGAGAAAGAACCUCUGGAGAGACCUGAGGCCAACUCCUGGGAUUCUGGAGCAUGCAGAGGGUCAAAGAGUGCUACUCUCCAACUGGAAAGGAGACCUUAACCACGUGUGAGGGGGUUCGGGCUGCUUCUGAAGUAAGUGGCACUGAAAUGCAGCUCCUUCUGGCACCUCAACUGCCAGUGCUGAACUGGAUGUUUGAAGGAAAUAUUCCCUCCACCCAUCAUGCUACUGAUGCCACUUGGAGUAACUGGAUUGUGCUGAUUACACAACAACCUUAGAUGGGGAAUCUCAGUCAUCCAGGAGUUCUUAGAAGUCAUGGACUGGCCUAAAGGUAAAAAGUUUGGAACAUCAGCAGUAGAAGAGGUGUCACAUGCUGAAGAGGCCCCACCAUACAAUGAACUACCAGAGAAUGAAAAGAAAUAUGCCCUGUACACAGAAUGGAUCGUGUCAUACUGUGGGGAAGCAUCACAGAUGGAAAUCUGCUGUGUGGAGCGUCACACGACGAGUUGCAAAGACCACUGAAGGGGAAGGAGCAUCAAGCCAAUUUGCAGAGCAUUAUGUGAAGCACAGGAAUUAGAGAGUUCUGAUACUCUCAGUUCUGUGGACUGACAACUUUCUGGAUACCCAGCUCUCAGAAGAGAAGAAUACUCACCCCAGAGAACUCUGCUUUCUGCAUUCAGGUAUCAUAUUUAUUAAAUUAUCUUUCCUCCUCAGAUUCUUGCCGCUGUUCUGUUUUUAGGCCCAGCUCCCAUCUCCCUACCCUUCCCCCUUUGCCAGGGUGUGGAUCUGUGGGUCUCCUGCCCUAUUUCUCACAGAUCUGGGCCAAACCAGCCUGUAAAUCAUCAACAUCCCCCCCUUCUCUCCCCUUCUUGGGCCUGUGGACUUCCCUCUGUCAUGGACACGAUAGAGCUAGAUAACCCCGUGACACAAGUAAACUCUCAGAUGCCUUAAAAAAUGGCUUUGCAUAUGAUUUUGAUCAUAUCUUAAUAUUAAAUAUUGCAUAUUAAGCACUGUCUGGUGUAGAGAAUUUGUGUUUGUGGUUAGAGCCGUUUAAGUGAUUGUUGUGUGAAGUUUAAUGCUCUCUAUCAUUUUUAAGUGUUUUUUAAAAGUCUGCAUGUUCAUUGGAGCUGAAAAGACAAGAAAAUAUCUGCUUCUGGUUUUCCACAAGAUCUGCCUGGUCCAGGAUUUGGUGAUCUUUUAUAUUACUUUGGUGAAGGAAAACAGCAAGAUUGGACUCCAUUAGAUGGAUAAUGAGGUGUUGCACUGUGAAAUCACUUCUAAAAACUUUAAAGGAUGAAAACAUUUCAGAAGCUGUAGCUUUUUGUUUAGUGACAAUUUGCUCAUGGAAAAAGGUUCAGAAUAUCAAAUUUUACAGCUGCCAUCGAAGCACAGGAAAGGAUGUCAUCAGUCCAAGAUACUGCCCCACACAGCCCUGCAUCGGAUGCCAGAGGAAGCGCGACCUCCGCUGCUGCUGUCUGAGAGCAGUGCAGUGUUCCCCUCCAUGGCUGCAAUGUGUCAUCAGCACGUUAUUUUCCUAGUUACUCAGUUCCAAGCAAAUAGAGGUGUGUAUCUACUGAGAACUUUACAGUCGGCACAAACCUGUGUUUAGUUAACCUCAAAGAGUACAAUAACAAUUCCCACUUUUGUGGUGUGAGGAUUGGGGCUAGGCAGCACCACCAUUAGAAGUGAGGGAUCCUCAUCACCGUAUCACCCUGCCCAUGUCUCCUGCCUGGAUGGCGGACCAAUGGUGAAAAAUCAGGAGAAAAAGGAAUAACCCCGAGUGAAAUGGAACAACUGUUUUUAGAAAUAGGUAAGUAGAAGCAAAAGGAGGCAUUUUAAAGACUUGUUACGAUGGAAGUUUGUUUGUCACUAAAGGGAAGAGUGCAGAGCAGCUUCAAGCUAACACUCAGCAGUGAUAAUUCAUGACCCAGGAACAGCUUGUGACAUCUCUUCACAGACAGACUCCUUGUAGAACUGCUUAUGGCAGCAGGACUCUGCCCAAUGGAUUGUUCACUAAUUUUAUUUAAGCACAUGCUUGUGUCUAAUUUGCUUCAAUAGGUACAAUAAAAAUUCCCCAACGCUUCAUAAGGACAGUGGAAUUUCCUCAAUUGUGUUUGAGAGUUUUAGGAUUCUCCUUUGUAAAGAGAUGUGAUUUCUUAGAUUUCAGUCUCCUGUUAUGAGAUAUUGAGAUGAAAUUAAGUCUGAUGCUUAACUAAAGUUAUAUUAAGAAGGUCAUAAAUUGGACUUGUACAAAUGUUUUUGCAGGUCUGCUUUUGCUCUAAGAACAUUUGUAAUGAAAUAGCAGGGCAGUUUCUCCCACACAACGAGUGAAAGCAAAUUCCUUAUGAAAUUAAUGUGGAAAUAAUUCAACAGUACCAUUCUAAGUGUUUAUCUAAAAGGCUGAUCCCUAUCUGUUUAAAUUCCGUAGUGUUACACAAAAAGAUUUGCAUCUUUGCAGUUUUAUUUAUGAUGCUGUAAUGGGAGCACACAAAUAACAGUAUGAUAUGCUGUGAACUCUUUCAUCUCUCGAGUAGCAGGUAUGUAAGUGGGACCUGUGGUGGAUCAACCAGGUGCCAAGCAGGACACGUGGCCCUUUGGAGAGGAGAUUGUUUCUCAAACAGGUUACUGCUUUGAUCAUUUCUAGUGGAAAAUCUGUGCCUACAAAUAUCAUUUCAUUCAGUCGGUGAAUAUCUCUGACCCUAAAGGUUGUUCUCUAUACGUUGCCUAGAAUUUUCUGUUUAGGAAGCACUAAAAAGUACUUUCAAAGUAAUUCCUCGCUUGUCCUCUUUGGCGCAUCUUUCUGUAUAGUAUCUCAGACUGGAAUGAUGUGGAACUGAGCUUAAAAUGGCACGGUGAUGCCUAAAUUUCUUAGUUCCAAAUUUCCAAGUUGUUGGAAUCCCUUCUUCACCUCUAUAGACACGUCAUGCAUGACUGUUCCAAGAGAUUAGCUAGACCCUUUCUACUUGGAAGGCUGAAGACUAGAAACAAAAGAUAUCUCCCACCAUUG
Messenger RNA from Lagopus muta (rock ptarmigan), 8932 nucleotides. It is a transcript of the gene TMEM144, whose product is annotated as transmembrane protein 144. The transcript is spliced from 17 exons. NCBI's taxonomy places the organism in Eukaryota, Metazoa, Chordata, Aves, Galliformes, Phasianidae. Gene Ontology annotation, biological process: carbohydrate transmembrane transport. The coding region runs from base 512 to 1585 and encodes 357 amino acids. The record is from RefSeq and is a predicted model, not a curated record. Gene Ontology annotation, cellular component: membrane. Gene Ontology annotation, molecular function: carbohydrate transmembrane transporter activity.